Molecule: messenger RNA, 7056 nt
Organism: Oncorhynchus masou masou (cherry salmon)
Lineage: Eukaryota; Metazoa; Chordata; Actinopteri; Salmoniformes; Salmonidae
Product: transient receptor potential cation channel subfamily M member 3-like
Biological process (GO): protein tetramerization; monoatomic cation transmembrane transport; metal ion transport
Cellular component (GO): plasma membrane
Molecular function (GO): monoatomic cation channel activity
Source: RefSeq, a predicted model, not a curated record
AUGUCCUUAGGCUGCGGGGUGGACUGGACAGGCCUGGUGUCAGGAUCCAGUGAGGGUGUGAGGUUUAGAGAUAUAGAGAUGCCCUCAGCACUUGCCCUGCUUUUCACAGGAUGCUCCCAUCAAUGCAGCACAGCAACACACUCAGGCUGUGUUCACCAGGCUCUGUUCACCAGGCUGUGUUCACCAGGCUCUGUUCACCAGGCUCUGUUCACCAGGCUGUGUUCACCAGGCUCUAGCAGGCUGACUGAGCAUCUUCUCUUCUCUCCACAGGCACAGAAAUCGUGGAUUGAGAGAGCCUUCAACAAGAGAGAAUGUGUUCAUAUCAUAGUGAGUGCCAAAGACCCCCAUAGGUGCUGCUGUGGCCGUCUGAUUGGUCAGCACGUUGGCCUGCCCCCCGGCAUCUCCUCCAGUCAGAAUGACAAGACGGAGCGUCUGGCGAAGAAUGACAGCCUAUCAGAGAAAUGGUCAAUCAGCAAACACACCCAGCUCAGCCCCACCGACGCCUUCGGAACCAUUGAGUUCCAGGGAGGCGGCCACUCCAACAAAGCCAUGUAUGUGCGUGUGUCCUACGACACCAAGCCAGACCUCCUGCUGCACCUGAUGACCAAGGAGUGGCAGCUGGACCUUCCCAAGCUGCUCAUCUCGGUGCAUGGGGGCCUGCAGAACUUUGAGUUGCAGCCCAAACUCAAACAGGUCUUUGGCAAGGGCCUCAUCAAGGCUGCAAUGACAACCGGAGCCUGGAUCUUCACCGGCGGGGUCAACACAGGGGUGAUCCGGCAUGUGGGUGAUGCGCUAAAGGACCAUGCCUCUAAAUCUCGGGGGAAGAUCUGCACUAUUGGCAUCGCCCCCUGGGGCAUCGUGGAGAACCAGGAGGACCUGGUGGGAAAAGACGUGGUCCGACCGUACCAGACCAUGUCCAACCCACUGAGCAAGCUGACCGUGCUCAACAGCCUGCACUCCCACUUCAUCCUGGCCGAUAAUGGGACCACAGGGAAGUACGGUGCUGAGGUCAAACUCCGCAGACAGCUGGAGAAACACAUCUCCCUGCAGAAGAUCAACACACGUAUUGGUCAGGGAGUGCCGGUGGUGGCUCUGAUAGUGGAGGGGGGUCCUAAUGUGAUCUCCAUCGUGUUGGAGUACCUGAGGGACACUCCGCCUGUCCCCGUGGUGGUGUGUGACGGGAGCGGGCGUGCCUCAGACAUCCUGGCAUUUGGACACAAGUACUCAGAGGAGGGAGGGAUCAUAAAUGAGACUCUGAGGGACCAGUUGCUGGUGACCAUACAGAAGACAUUCACGUACAGCCGGACCCAAGCCCAACACCUCUUCAUCAUCCUCAUGGAAUGCAUGAAGAAGAAGGAGUUGAUAACAGUUUUUCGGAUGGGGUCUGAAGGACACCAGGACAUUGACCUGGCCAUUCUCACUGCUCUGCUUAAAGGAGCCAACGCAUCGGCUCCUGACCAGCUCAGCCUGGCCCUGGCCUGGAACCGAGUAGACAUCGCUCGCAGUCAGAUCUUCAUCUAUGGACAACAGUGGCCUGUGGGUUCUCUGGAGCAGUCUAUGCUGGAUGCCCUGGUGCUGGACAGAGUGGACUUCGUCAAGCUGCUGAUCGAGAACGGAGUGAGCAUGCAUCGCUUCCUCACUCUCUCCAGAUUGGAGGAGCUCUACAACACGAGGCAUGGACCAUCCAACACUCUAUACCACCUGGUCAGAGACGUCAAAAAGCAAGAAUAUCCAGGGUUCAGUUGGAUCUACUUCAAGGGUAACCUCCCACCAGAUUACCGCAUUAGUCUCAUUGACAUUGGAUUGGUCAUCGAGUACUUGAUGGGCGGAGCUUACCGAUGCAACUACACCAGGAAGAGGUUUAGAACGCUGUAUCAUAACCUCUUUGGACCCAAACGACCCAAAGCCCUGAAACUGCUGGGGAUGGAGGAUGACAUGCCGAUCCGAAGGGGUCGUCAGAAGACUACACGGAAGCGGGAGGAGGAGGUGGACAUUGACCUGGACGACCCUGAGAUAAACCACUUCCACUUCCCCUUCCAUGAGUUGAUGGUGUGGGCCGUGCUGAUGAAGAGACAGAAGAUGGCGCUGUUCUUCUGGCAGCACGGUGAGGAGGCCAUGGCCAAAGCCCUGGUGGCCUGUAAGCUGUGUAAGGCCAUGGCCCACGAGGCCUCCGAGAAUGACAUGGUGGACGACAUCUCACAGGAGCUCAACCAUAACUCCAGUGAGUUUGGCCAGCUAGCCGUUGAGCUGCUGGACCAGUCUUACAAGCAGGAUGAGCAGAUGGCCAUGAAGCUGCUAACCUACGAGCUGAAGAACUGGAGUAACGCCACCUGCCUUCAGCUGGCUGUGGCCGCCAAGCACCGCGACUUCAUCGCCCACACUUGCAGCCAGAUGCUGCUCACCGACAUGUGGAUGGGACGGCUGCGCAUGCGCAAGAACUCUGGACUUAAGGUGAUCUUGGGCCUGCUGCUGCCUCCGUCCAUCCUGAGUCUGGAGUUCAAGAACAAGGAUGAGAUGUCAUACAUGCCCCAGGACCAGGACACUUACCUGCAGGAGAAGGAGGAGGAGCCUGAGAAGCCUGCCAAUGAGAAGGAAGAAGAGGACAUGGAGUUCACAGUAAGAUCCUACUGUGAGACGCAGUACAACUCCGUGGCCAUGCUGGGUAAGGUAAGCACGGAGGCGUCUCGUAAGAAGGGCGUGGGGGAGGUCCAGAAUAGACACCGGCUGAUCCCCAUGGGCCGAAAGAUCUACGAGUUUUACAACGCCCCCAUCGUCAAGUUCUGGUUUCACACAAUGGCCUAUGUGGCGUACCUGAUGCUGUUCAACUAUAUUGUGCUGGUGAAGAUGGACCUGUGGCCCUCACCGCAGGAGUGGAUAGUCAUCGCUUACAUCUUCACCAAUGGCAUCGAGAAGAUGAGAGAGAUUCUGAUGUCGGAGCCGGGGAAGCUGUUGCAGAAGGUAAAGGUGUGGCUUCAGGAGUACUGGAACAUCACGGACCUCAUGGCCAUCCUCAUCUUCUCUGUGGGCAUGGUGCUCCGCCUCCAGGAGCCGCCCCUCAUGAGUUACGGCCGGGUCAUCUACUGCGUUAACAUCAUCUAUUGGUACAUCCGGCUGCUCGACAUCUUUGGCGUCAACAAAUACCUGGGCCCCUAUGUCAUGAUGAUCGGCAAGAUGAUGAUUGACAUGAUGUACUUUGUGAUCAUCAUGCUGGUAGUGUUGAUGAGUUUCGGAGUGGCCAGGCAGGCCAUCCUGAAUCCCAAUGAGGACCCGUCCUGGAUGCUGGCUCGGAACAUCUUCUUCAUGCCUUACUGGAUGAUCUAUGGAGAGGUGUUCGCUGAUCAGAUCGACCAUGUACAUAGUAGGAAGCUAAAGCACAGGCUGAAUUCAAAACUCUGGAUGAUCGAAAAUCAGUUUCGAGCUCAUGGAACCUGGCGUAAUAAUGGUCAUACCAACAUUGCUAUGUUCAAUCAGAAUGCCACUCCAUGUGGCCAGAAUAUCACCACAGAGGACGGGCAUGUUGUGGCUCUGCCGCCCUGUAAGACGGGAGCCUGGAUCGUUCCUGCCAUCAUGGCCUGCUACCUUCUGGUGGCCAACAUCCUGCUGGUCAACCUGCUCAUCGCUGUUUUCAACAACACCUUCUUUGAGGUGAAGUCCAUCUCCAACCAGGUGUGGAAGUUCCAGAGGUACCAGCUCAUCAUGACCUUCUACGAGCGGCCCAUCCUCCCCCCUCCCCUCAUCAUUUUCAGUCACAUGACCAUGGUCCUCAAGCACCUGUGCUGUCGCUGGCGUAAGCACGACGAUGACGAGAGAGACUAUGGGCUGAAGCUCUUCAUCACUGAAGACGAGCUGAAGAAAGUGCAUGACUUUGAAGAGCAGUGCAUCGAGGAGUACUUCCGCGAGAAGGAUGACCGCUUCAACUCCUCAAAUGACGAGAGGAUCCGAGUGACAUCAGAAAGAGUGGAGAACAUGGCCAUGCGCCUGGAGGAGGUGAAUGAGAGAGAACACUUCAUGAAGUCAUCUCUGCAGACCGUGGACAUACGGCUGGCCCAGAUGGAGGAGCUGAUUGGUCGGAUCGCUGUGGCUCUUGAGCGAGUCACGGGGGUGGAGCGGGGGGAGGUCAACAAGGCCCGCUCACGCACCUCCUCGGACUGCACAGACUCGGCCUACAUGCUGCGUCAGGGUGAGUGCCCCGAUGCGGCUUACAUCCUGCGCCAAAGCAGCUUCAACAGCCAAGAGGGGAACUCCUACCGGCUCAAUGAGGGUGCAGAGGGCUCCAUGUCUCCGCCCUCCCCCACCGGCCUGGCCACUCGCACACGCAGUCACUCCUUCUACGUGGGCGGAGGUCUUGAGCGAGCUGGGGCCGACAGGGCCGAAAGGGCCGACCGUUUCCUCAAGGAGCGCUCCUUCAGCCUGCACCGAGCCAACAGCUCACAGUCGGUGGCCUCGGGUACCGCCCCCAAGGAGUCUAAGCCCCUCCCACUGGCCACGCUGUCCAUCUCCCAGCAGCACCGCCCCUCUUCCUGCAUCGACAUCUAUGUGUCUGCAUCCGAGGAGGCGGGGCCAGCCGAGGUCUUCUCGGACCCGCUGAGGAUGGGCCCUCCCCUCCGGCACGACUCUUCACUCCACUCUGAGAUUAUGGAGGCGGUGCUGUCGAGCGGGAGGGACUACAGCGGAGGCAGCGGAUUGGGCGACAGACACUCGGAGGGUGGUGCAGUGUUCGAGGACAGCGCGGCUGCAGACCUGUCGCUAUGCUCCGCCCACCUUCUCCCAGAUAACACCAUGCCGACCUGGGACCUGGACCCCUCCCCACCCCCGUCAGCGGGGCCACUGGAGCGCUCCAAGAGCAGCCGCUACCUGUCCACUGGCGGCAGGGGCUACCUAGAAGAGACUCAGCUGGUCAAAUCUCACAGCCUCAUGUUUACACCGCGAGGCUGCUACGGAGGCCUAGGGGCAGGUGUUCAAGUCAAAGCGGCUGAGUACACCAGCAUCACCGACUGCAUAGACACCAGGUGUGUCUCCGCCCCUUACUCCACCGCAGAGCGCUCCCACUCCCCCGGAGGCUCCACCUCAUUCCCCUUCAAUAAGCCCCCAGACUUGGGCUCCUCCCACCCAGAGCGCGAGGCCGAGCUCAGCCACACAGAGUCAGACCCUGAAGACCCAGAGGACCUGGCCCCGGCCCCCGAGCCCCAUCGCAUGGCGAGGGGCUUAAGAGGGGCGAGUGGGACCCCAUUCUGCUCACCCUUCUCCAGAAUGGAACGAGCCAACAGCUGCUCCUCAGAUGACUCCUCCCACCCAUCAUUGGCCCCUCCUUCACACAGAAAAAGCCUGUCGGUCAGUGAGAGGAUGGAGAGGGGUGCAGACCGUGGGGUUCUGGGGGGACCCAGGAACCCCUUCCUGAGGAGCAAGUCAGGGGCACGGCCUGACACCAAGACAGACAGCCUUUCCAUGAGAAAGCUGACCACCCCCUCUGCGUUCAGCAGCUUCGACAGUAGACACAACUACACGUGACAAUGAUGAAGAAAACAGGACAGGGACAGGGCACACUCUGUUACUAUACAGAACCAUAGGGCCAGCCAGGGGUAAAGGCAAGGGUCAUGGGGAGGGCUCCUACCAGUGUAAAACAAAGUGCUAUGAAGCUAGGGUAGUUUUUACCUCCUCCUGAAGCUGACUCUUGUAUGUUUGGUGAUGGAGGGUAUGUGCCGUGUCUGUCUACCAUCUUUUCAGUCAAGUCAACACAUUGUUACUGUAAUGUAUCACGUCACAGAACACUGGUGUAGCCCAAAUAGAAAGUAUAAAAAUGAAAUCUCUGAUAGGACAGUUUAGUCAGUCUUUAGAAAAUAAUAAACUUGGUCACCUGACAAUAUAAGACUGGAGGUCAGAAUUGUCACCUCAAUCCAAAUUUCCUCAGGUUCCCUAGUUUCCUCUUUGCCCUUAAACUGCCCAUACUCAUGGAUAUGACUCUAUACUUCUGUGCUUCCACCACUGAAAUAGCACUCUGUCUUUCCACCACUGAAAUAGCGUUCAGUCUUUUCACCACUGAAAUAGCGUUCAGUCUUUUCACUACAGACAUAGCACUGCAUGCUACAACAGUAGCAGCAGUAGUAACCUCAUCCCCAGGGUAAUUGUACAUACCGCAUAUAAGCCUGAAACACCACCGACUCAAAUCUGGCCUAUGUGGUAGUAAAAAAUAAAAACUACAAAAACAUUUUUGAUCUUAGCGAAUCAUGCGACUGGGCGUUGUGUCUCCUAUUCAAAAAACUUGUGGAACGCUAGCAAUACGGAGGUGGGAAGUGCUCAGAGGGAGGUGAUUGAUUACAAAUAAAGCCAAUGGCUAUGGAUUAUAACUUUUUCCUGAUCUUUCUGUUGGGAUAAUGAAGGCCACGUUUGAAGUUUUGGUCCACCAGACUGUCCAAGCAUGCAUAAGCGGUCGCUUCCGGGGGGCCCCCGACCCCCCAACAAAACUCAGUCUGGGAACUCAGUUGGGGUCUCAACUUACUGUUGAGAGAUAGAAUAGAAGAAUACACAACGUGCAAGUUGGUUGUGCAUCAGCAGUUAUUUUUUCUUGUUUUGUCAUUCACUGACAGUCAUUCAAUUAGCCAUGUCAGCUAACAAUUUUUAGAUUGAUAAGUUAGUCUAGCCAGUUAUCUAAACAGUGCCCAGGGGCCCAAAUUGAUUUUGUUAGUCACGCUCACUCAGAUAUCAUUAACAUUUCAUAAAUCAUGGCAAAAUGGGUAGAGUUGCAGGAAAUUAGAUUUAAAUUGCAAAAAUGUCUCUCUGCCCCAUGGCAAAAUUAGUAGAAUUGUAUGAAAUAUGUUAUAAAAUUGCAACAUUUUAUCUCCAUCCCAUGCCAAAAUGUGUAGAACGGCAGAAAACGUACUUAAAAACUGCAAAAAGUUAUUGCUGCCCAAUGGCAAAAUCAGUAGAAUGCAUGAAAUGUGUUAUAAAUGUGCUACAUUUUCUCUCCACCCCAUGGCAAAAUUUGUAGAAGAUGAAAUGUAAAAGUACACAAAUUAUCUCCACCGUCAAGAGGGGGGCCACUAAACAUUGUGCCCUGUG